Molecule: messenger RNA, 1116 nt
Organism: Anoplopoma fimbria (sablefish)
Lineage: Eukaryota; Metazoa; Chordata; Actinopteri; Perciformes; Anoplopomatidae
Product: glutamine synthetase-like
Exons: 6
Coding region: 1-1116 (371 amino acids)
Cellular component (GO): cytoplasm
Molecular function (GO): glutamine synthetase activity
Source: RefSeq, a predicted model, not a curated record
AUGGCAUCAGUUUCGCUCAGCUCCAACCUCAACAAGGCGGUGCGGCAGCAGUACAUGAACCUGCCGCAGGGUGGGAAGUGCCAGGUCACCUACAUCUGGAUCGACGGCACCGGGGAGGGUCUCCGCAACAAGACUCGAACCCUGGACAAUGAGCCAAACAGCAUAGACGAUGUUCCCGAGUGGAACUUUGAUGGCUCUAGCACGUAUCAGGCUGAAGGCUCCAACAGCGACAUGUACCUCGUCCCAGUCCGCAUGUUCAGGGAUCCGUUCACCCUGGACCCCAACAAACUGGUCCUCUGUGAGGUCCUCAAAUACAACCGCUUGCCUGCAGAAACCAACCAUCGAGUGAGCUGCAACAAAGUGAUGGAGGAGGCUAAAGAGCACUGCAUAUGGUUCGGCAUGGAGCAGGAGUACACGCUGUUAGGAAUAAACGGACAUCCUUACAGUUGGCCCGCGAAUGGAUUCCCACAACCCCAAGGACCCUUCUACUGCGGCGUGGGGGCCGACCGCGUUUAUGGACGGGACAUUGUGGAGUGCCACUACAAGGCCUGCCUCUAUGCAGGGGUCAAAAUCUAUGGCACCAAUGCUGAAGUAAUGCCAUCUCAGUGGGAGUUCCAGGUGGGACCCUGUGAGGGUAUUGAGAUGGGCGACCACCUGUGGAUCUCACGCUUCCUGCUGCAUCGUGUGAGUGAAGAUUUUGGGGUUGUUGCAUCACUGGACCCCAAACCAAUGAAGGGCAACUGGAACGGUGCUGGUUGCCACACCAACGUCAGCACCAAGCAGAUGAGAGAAGAAGAAGGACUGCAAUACAUUGAGCAGGCCAUCGAGAAGCUGGGCAAAAAACACGCCGAGCACAUUCGAGUGUAUGACCCGAAUGGAGGGAAGGACAACAAGAGGCGUCUCACGGGUAUCCAUGAGACCUCGAGCAUCGACGACUUCUCUGCCGGAGUGGCCAACCGGGGCGCCAGCAUACGCAUCCCUCGCCAGGUGGGCCAGGAGCAGAAAGGCUACUUCGAGGACCGUAGGCCUGCGGCGAAUUGCGACCCGUACGCCGUGACGAAGGCCAUCACAACCACCUGUCUGCUUGACUCAGAAGACACAGAAGAGAGCAAGUAG